Messenger RNA from Apodemus sylvaticus (European woodmouse), 2549 nucleotides. It is a transcript of the gene Gtf2e1, whose product is annotated as general transcription factor IIE subunit 1. The record is from RefSeq and is a predicted model, not a curated record. Gene Ontology annotation, biological process: transcription open complex formation at RNA polymerase II promoter; transcription initiation at RNA polymerase II promoter. The transcript has 5 exons. Gene Ontology annotation, cellular component: transcription factor TFIIE complex. NCBI's taxonomy places the organism in Eukaryota, Metazoa, Chordata, Mammalia, Rodentia, Muridae. Bases 195 to 1511 code for a protein of 438 amino acids.
CUCGUUCCCCGGUCCUUGUUCCCGGUUUCUUACCCGGCGUGGCAUUUCAUGGUUUCUCCUAUCCGUCCCCCUCCUUAUCUAGACCCCUCUCCUCGGCCACCUCUUCUUUGGUCCUCUUCUUAGUCUUCCAAAGAACCACUGCCCCGGAGCGGCCCAUGUGCGACCUCGGUUGAAGUUGAAGCUUCCUGUUGAAGAUGGCAGACCCAGAUGUUCUCACUGAGGUUCCAGCAGCCUUGAAGCGGCUAGCCAAGUAUGUCAUCCGGGGCUUUUAUGGCAUUGAGCAUGUGUUGGCCUUGGACAUCUUGAUCCGGAACCCCUGUGUAAAAGAAGAAGACAUGCUGGAGCUGCUCAAGUUUGACCGGAAGCAACUUCGAUCGGUUUUGAAUAAUUUAAAGGGAGACAAGUUUAUCAAAUGCAGAAUGAGGGUGGAGACUGCUGCCGAUGGUAAGACCACCCGACAUAACUACUACUUCAUCAAUUACCGCACUCUUGUCAACGUCGUGAAAUACAAGCUGGACCACAUGAGGAGGAGGAUUGAAACGGAUGAGAGAAAUUCCACCAACCGGGCUUCCUUCAAGUGCCCUGUCUGCUGCAGCACUUUCACUGACCUAGAAGCUAAUCAGCUGUUUGACCCCAUGACAGGAACUUUCCGCUGCACCUUUUGCCAUACAGAGGUAGAAGAAGAUGAAUCAGCAAUGCCCAAAAAAGAUGCUCGCACACUCUUGGCAAGAUUCAAUGAACAAAUUGAGCCCAUUUAUGCAUUGCUCCGAGAGACAGAGGAUGUGAACUUGGCCUACGAAAUACUUGAACCAGAACCCACGGAAAUCCCAGCCCUGAAGCAGAGCAAGGACCGAGCAGCCACUGCUGCUGGAGCUGCUGGCCUGGCCGGUGGGCACCACCGGGAGGCGUGGACCAACAAAGGCCCCUCAUAUGAGGACUUGUAUACUCAGAAUGUCGUCAUUAACAUGGAUGACCAAGACGAUGUGCAUCGCACCUCGCUGGAAGGGAAAACUGCCAAAGAGAGACCAAUCUGGUUGAGAGAGAGCACUGUCCAAGGGGCGUACAGUUCUGAAGAGAUGAAGGACGGUGGCAUUGAUGUGGACACAUUUCAGGAGCGUGAGGAAGGCCGCGUGGGGCCUGACGACAAUGAGGAGGUCAUGCGCGCCCUGCUCAUUCAUGAGAAGAAGACUUCUUCUGCGACAGCUGGCUCUGUGGGAGCAGCCGCUCCGGUGACCGCUGCUAAUGGCAGUGACUCCGAGAGUGAGACCAGUGAGUCGGACGAUGACUCUCCACCCCGGCCGGCAGCCGCGGCUCCUCAUCAUCGCGAUGAAGAUGAGGAGGAGGAUGAGUUUGAGGAAGUGGCCGAUGACCCCAUAGUUAUGGUGGCUGGCUGUCCUUUCUCCUACAGUGAAGUCAGCCAGCGGCCAGAGCUGGUCGCCCAGAUGACGCCGGAAGAGAAGGAAGCAUACAUAGCCAUGGGGCAGCGCAUGUUCGAGGAUCUCUUUGAGUGAGCUUUCCUGCCUUUCCUGCAGUUAGCUGUUCAGAGAGAAGCUGCCCAUCAGGUGCUUAGGGCUUCCCGCCUCUUUGUGUAAAGCACCCGUUAGUCUAGUACAGGAGAGGAAAUUUGAUUUUUUUUUUUUCAUGUAAGAAACUUCCCAGAAAGGUAGGUAGGUUAUAAGUAUUCAGUUCCCUCUUAUUACUAAAGUAUUAAUAUUUUUCUUAUUCCUUAUCUAUUUUUUUCCUUUUCCUUUUAAGACAUAUUUUUCUCACUCUUACUAAGGUGUUCCUGUCUACCUGUAGAGCCCUACUAGGGAUAAAUGUUCCUUGGUAUUGUAGCUACAUUGUGGUCAGGCACUUGAGACAAUUCCUUGUAUUCCUGUCAACCAAAGCAGCUUACUAAAAAGCAGGUUACUGCUUAGGGGAACACCCAAACACUUCAUCUUCCUCAGAAUCGGGGGUGGGGCCAACCUGUGAGAGGACUGACAGCACAGGAAGAGGGGUGCCUGAACCUUAGGUUCUUGUGUAGAUUAGAAUCCACGCCUGUAGAACCGAUAAGGCUGGGAGAUUGCUACGUUUCGUAGAUGUUUCGUUUUGGGUUCUACUUUAGGUGACAGAUAACAAAGCAGGCUGGGUCUACCCUCAUGGAGAAAUUCAAGGAGCACAUGUGCAAGGGUAAGGCAUCUGCGUCUAGGGUUGAGGAACGGAGCACUGGGAACUGUGCCUUAGAGCUGCCUCAGUGCGAUUGGGAAUUCUAUGAUGGAAAGCUGGGACUGGCCCCACUUUCCCCACUUGUUCUGUAGACCCGGGCCAGUGCUCUGAACUGAGGAUCCAUUCCAGUACAGAGCAGUGCAGAAGCACUGGUUUCUCGCUCUCCUCACUCUCCUAAAGGUCACCAGAGCCUUUAUUUGUCUCUCCUUCAAGCCUCAUCAGACAUCGCAUUUCAGUGCCUCUACUGUGUUGUUGAGCAUUGUCACCUCAAGGAACAUAGUCAUUAGCACAGUGUUAUUCCUGAAGGUGGAACUUUGAAAAUAAAGGACUUUCAAAUAAGA